Anarrhichthys ocellatus (wolf-eel) is the source of this 1634-nucleotide messenger RNA. It is a transcript of the gene dnaaf10, whose product is annotated as dynein axonemal assembly factor 10. The record is from RefSeq and is a predicted model, not a curated record. Gene Ontology annotation, molecular function: protein binding. The transcript is spliced from 8 exons. NCBI's taxonomy places the organism in Eukaryota, Metazoa, Chordata, Actinopteri, Perciformes, Anarhichadidae. Bases 83 to 1159 code for a protein of 358 amino acids.
UGUUGUGGCAGCGAGCUGAAGUGGACGGGAUCUUCUAGAAACUUUGACAAGAACAACUUUACAUAUUAUUAUUAGUAUCAAGAUGUCGUCGCCACUAGCGAAGCCUCAGAUCAUCGCGCACAUCCAGAAGGGUCUGAACUACACGGUGUUCGACAGUAAAUGGAUCCCGUGCAGCUCGAGGUUCGUGUGUUUGGGGAACUUUCCGAGAGGAACCGGAGUGAUGCAGAUAUACGAGGUUCAGCACGGAGAGGCUCAGCUCAUCAAGGAGGUAGAGAAGCCUAAACCCAUAAAGUGUGGCACAUUUGGGGCCUCCUCUCUGCAGCAAAGACACAUAGCUACUGGGGAUUUUGACGGAAAUCUCAAUAUAUGGAACCUGGAGAUGCCCGACGUCUCAGUGUACUCAGUGAAGGCCCACAAAGAGAUCGUGAACAGUAUCGAUGCUGUGGGCGGUCUGGGGAUCGGCGAUGGCGCCCCUGAGAUAGUCACCGGGAGCAGAGACGGGACAGUUAAAGUGUGGGAUUCCAGACAGAAGGACUCGCCCGUAGCCAACAUGGAGCCCAUGGAAGGAGAAACCAAGAGGGACUGCUGGACUGUUGCAUUCGGCCACGCCUUCAACGACCAGGACCGCUGUGUGUGUGCCGGCUACGACAACGGGGACAUCAAACUCUUUGACCUGCGGAACAUGUCGCUCCGGUGGGAGACCAACAUCAAAAACGGGGUGUGCUGCGUGGAGUUUGACAGGAAAGACAUCAACAUGAACAAGCUGGUCGCCACCUCGCUGGAGGGAAAGUUCCACGUCUUUGACACGAGGACCCAGCACCCCACCAAGGGCUUCGCCUCCGUGUCAGAAAAGGCCCAUAAGUCGACCAUCUGGCAGGUGAAGCAUCUUCCCCAAAACAGAGAAAUCUUCAUGACUGCAGGGGGAGCAGGGAACUUACAUCUGUGGAAAUAUGAGUAUCCGGCUCAGAGAAGCAGGAUGGACUCUGAGGACACGGAGGAGGGCGUCGCCGGCUCCGUCACCCUCCUGCAGAACGCCACUCUGUCCACGCAGCCCAUCGCCAGCCUGGACUGGAGCCCCGACAAGCAGGGCCUGUGCGUGUGCUCGGGCUUCGACCAGACGGUCCGCGUGCUCAUCGUCACCAAACUCAACGUGGCGUGAAGACGCAGACCGAGACAGAGACGGUCCAGAUCGCCACGAGACACAAACAGGAAGUGAAUCACUUCUGUGAGGCUCACUCGUCUUUUAUUAGAAGACAACGACGUCCUCCUGCAGGUCCUGGUGGCGGUCCAUCCAGAAAACCAUUUUACUAAAUGAACUUGAGAUCCUCUGUUGUUCCGUUGUCUCUUAAAUGAGUUAACCUGUAGUGCAGAGAAAUAUUCCUGUAACACGAUUCCCCAUAUUAUUAAAAAGCCUUUAUUGGGAAGAAGAAAUGAGUUUUGGAAGAAGACUUUGGGAUCAAGAUUUAAUUUCUGUAUCUCUCUUUUGUUGCAUUGUUGGCCGAUGUUCUUCUUCUUCUGUUUUGUUGAAGUUGUCACUUUUAAAAUGUUUUUUAUUGAGAAAUUAAAUGUGCCUUUUGGAGAAAACACUUGUUAUGAAUGUCUCCUUUAAUGUCAAGAGGAUUACUGUAUGAACA